AUGACACCCUCGGACCCUCCACCUCCUACCACCAAUCCCCUUCCCCUCCCCCUACCCCCCUCUCUACCCCCAACAAAACCGACCCUCCUCGCAACCCUGACCUCCCCCACCGCCUCUCGCGCCUGGCAAUCAGCACCCCACCCCACCCUUCCCCUCCUCGCAACCUGCUACGCCGACCGCACCGUCCGCGUCCACUCCCUGCAGACCUUCCACCUCCACUCCACCAUCUCCGGCGGCCAUAAACGUAGUAUUCGUAGCGUCGCUUGGAAGCCUAAUGUGCCGAAGAAUGAAUUAGUUCUCGCCACGGGCGGGUUUGAUGCUAGUGUGGGGCUUUGGAGGUAUUUUUUGGAUCCGGACGGGGAGGGGGAGGGGAAGGGGGAUGAGCAAGAUUUCACGGGUAUGGGAAGAAGGAGAAAGGCCACCGCGGGGUUAGGCCUAGAGGAUGAAGAAGACGGCGCAGACGAGGAAGAGGGCGAUGAUGGAUGGCAAUUCGCCAUCAUACUGGACGGGCACGAUUCCGAGGUCAAGAGCGUGGCGUUCUCCGCCGGUGGCAACUUUUUGGCGACGUGUUCGAGGGAUAAGAGCGUGUGGAUCUGGGAGGAGGUCGCGGAAGAUGAGUUUGAGACUGUGGCUGUGUGUACGGAACAUGAGGGCGAUGUGAAGGCUGUGAGUUGGCACCCGGAGGAGGAGGUGGUCGGGAGUGUUCCUAGGGAACGGCAGCAGCAGAGCCGGUUGAGUAUCAUCAGGAGUAGGGAUUCUGGGGAGGAGUGGGUUUGCGAGGCGGAGUUGCCGAGCGUCCACACGAGGAGUAUCUAUGCUGUCGCGUGGAAUAGGGACAGUGGGAGAGUUGUGACUUGCGGAGGGGAUGGGCUUGUGGUGGUGUAUCAAGAGGGGUGGCUUGGUGAGGAGAAGGAGGAGGUUGUCAAUGGGCAUACGGAGGCUGGGGGAAAUAAUGAGCAGAUGGGAGGGGUGGAAAGCAGUGAAGAGGGUGGUGAAAGCAAGGCAGAUGAUGUUGGGCGAGCUACGACCUGGAGAAUCAUUGCCGAAAUAGAGGCAGCUCAUGGUGUCUUUGAGGUCAAUCACGUUGCUUGGUGUAGAAAACCUAAAUCGAAGCAGGAGAACAAUGACAAGGAAGCCAGCAAAGAGUGGAUUGUCACGACUGGCGAUGAUGGUACUGUCAAGAUCUGGGAUAUAGUGAUAUGA
Bacidia gigantensis is the source of this 1203-nucleotide messenger RNA. RefSeq lists its product as uncharacterized. Gene Ontology annotation, biological process: iron-sulfur cluster assembly. The transcript is spliced from 2 exons. Gene Ontology annotation, cellular component: cytosolic [4Fe-4S] assembly targeting complex. The record is from RefSeq and is a predicted model, not a curated record. Bases 1 to 1203 code for a protein of 400 amino acids. Gene Ontology annotation, molecular function: protein binding. Lineage: Eukaryota; Fungi; Ascomycota; Lecanoromycetes; Lecanorales; Ramalinaceae.